Messenger RNA from Meyerozyma guilliermondii ATCC 6260, 1044 nucleotides. Its product is annotated as putative GTPase. The transcript has a single exon. Lineage: Eukaryota; Fungi; Ascomycota; Pichiomycetes; Serinales; Debaryomycetaceae. Bases 1 to 1044 code for a protein of 347 amino acids. Gene Ontology annotation, cellular component: cytoplasm. The record is from RefSeq and is a predicted model, not a curated record. Gene Ontology annotation, molecular function: GTPase activity.
AUGUUCGGUCAAGUGGUCAUAGGGCCACCGGGGUCAGGUAAAUCCACCUAUUGCUACGGGAUGUAUCAGUUUAUGUCAGCGAUUGGCCGUAAACUGUGUGUGAUCAACUUGGACCCCGCGAACGACAGGUUACCUUAUCCAGACUGCGCUCUUGAUAUACGAGAUAUCUUAACGUUGGAUGAAAUAAUGGAAGAACUAGACCUUGGUCCAAACGGUGGUCUUAUGUACGCGCUUGAGUGCCUCAGCUCUGUUGAGAUCGAAAACUUUGUGGCAAAGAUCAAAAAACUUGCAGACGAAAAUUAUUAUCUACUUAUCGAUUGCCCUGGCCAAGUUGAGUUAUUCACACAUCAUAAUUCCUUGUACCAAAUUCUUAAACUAAUAUCGAGGAAGGGGGGAAUUCGACUAUGUACUGUCUCUUUGGUGGAUUCGAUAUACUUGACCAGCCCCUCACAGUACAUAUCGAUUUUACUUCUAAGCUUGAGAUCAAUGCUUCAGCUCGAUUUACCCCACGUUAAUGUGAUUUCUAAGAUAGACAAGCUACACUCGUAUGGGUCUCUUCCAUUUAAACUUGAUUACUAUACGGAAGUCCAGGACCUUCACUAUUUAAAGCCACUUCUAGAAAAGGAAUCCAACUCCAUUUUAGGGAAGAAGUUUGUACGCUUAACUGAGGCAAUUGGUGAAUUGAUUGAGGACUUCAACUUGGUCUCGUUUGAGGUCUUAUCUGUUGAAAACAAAAGGUCCAUGAUACACCUAUUAAACAUCAUUGAUAAAGCAAAUGGCUAUAUGUUUGGAACUAGUGAAAUAGGUGGGGAUACUAUAUGGAGUGAAGCUACAAGACAAUCGUCCUUGAUAAAAGAUAUAGAUGUUGAUAUCCAUGAAAGGUGGAUCGAGCAAAAAGAUACUUUCGAUCGCCUUGAGGAGACUGAAGAUCGCCGCGGAUUAAAUGAGCCUAAUACUACAGGUGAAGACGAAGCUGGAGAGGAGGAUGAAGAUGAAGCUUACGAAGAGGAUUUGAGGGAGUGGGAACGCUUACAUAGUAACUAG